CAGAUCGCAUCCUUGCACCGUCUGGCUUAGAGCUGAGGCGUCUGCGAACCGAGCGUGGCCCGAGUGGUGUUCUGGCCCGAGGACCAUAGCGCUGUCUAUCCGGAUUCAGGUACGUCUCAAGUCCAAUUCUCCAAGCAGACCCAGCGUCCAGCUCACGGCUGCCACCACGAUGCCCAUUGUACUCUUGACCAGUUUACUUUGAUGCACCGGUGAAGAAGGGGGCUCGAAUUCCCCUUUUAGAAGCGUCUCCAGGACACGGAGGUGGUCGUGGAGGACUAGGUGGCGGAGGAGGGGAAGGAGGCCGGGGUGCAAGCGGCGAAAGUGUUGAACCAGCGGUGUUGGCGAGCAGGACCGAGCAGGGAGAGGCAGGCGUCGGGUGUCUGUCUACGCUGUGAGCGCGCAGAGCCGGCUGGCAGGACCAGCGUGGGAACGCGGCCAGCAGGCUGUGGACCGCGUCCUCAGCACAAUGGUCCGGCUCCUCUUGGUUUUUUUCCCAGCGAUCUUUUUGGAGAUGUCCCUUCUUCCCAGAGGACCCGGCAGGAAAGUGUUGCUGGCGGGAGCCUCGUCUCAGCGCUCGGUGGCCAGAAUGGACGGAGAUGUCAUCAUUGGAGCCCUCUUUUCAGUCCACCACCAGCCUCCGGCCGAGAAGGUGCCUGAGAGGAAGUGUGGAGAGAUCAGGGAGCAGUAUGGCAUCCAGAGAGUGGAAGCCAUGUUCCACACGUUGGAUAAGAUUAACGCGGACCCGGUCCUGCUGCCCAACAUCACUCUGGGCAGUGAGAUCCGGGACUCCUGCUGGCACUCCUCCGUGGCUCUGGAGCAGAGCAUUGAGUUCAUCAGGGACUCUCUGAUUUCCAUUCGAGAUGAAAAGGAUGGGCUCAACCGGUGCCUGCCUGACGGCCAGUCCCUCCCCCUAGGCAGGACUAAGAAGCCUAUUGCCGGUGUGAUCGGCCCGGGCUCCAGCUCCGUAGCCAUUCAAGUGCAGAACCUGCUUCAGCUCUUCGACAUCCCACAGAUUGCAUAUUCUGCCACAAGCAUCGACCUGAGUGACAAAACUUUGUACAAAUACUUCCUGAGGGUUGUCCCUUCUGACACUUUGCAAGCAAGGGCAAUGCUUGACAUAGUCAAACGUUACAAUUGGACCUAUGUCUCUGCAGUCCACACAGAAGGGAAUUAUGGGGAGAGCGGAAUGGAUGCUUUCAAAGAGCUGGCUGCCCAGGAAGGCCUCUGCAUCGCCCACUCAGACAAGAUCUACAGCAAUGCUGGGGAAAAGAGCUUUGACCGACUCCUGCGCAAGCUUCGGGAGAGGCUUCCCAAGGCCAGAGUGGUUGUCUGCUUCUGCGAAGGCAUGACUGUCCGAGGCCUCCUGAGUGCCAUGCGGCGCCUGGGUGUUGUGGGAGAGUUCUCCCUCAUUGGAAGUGAUGGAUGGGCAGACAGAGAUGAAGUCAUUGAAGGUUAUGAGGUGGAAGCCAACGGGGGAAUCACAAUAAAGCUGCAAUCUCCAGAGGUCAGGUCAUUUGAUGAUUAUUUCCUGAAGCUGAGGCUGGACACUAAUACGAGGAAUCCCUGGUUCCCUGAGUUCUGGCAACAUCGGUUCCAGUGCCGCCUACCAGGACACAUUCUGGAAAAUCCCAACUUUAAAAGAAUCUGCACAGGCAAUGAAAGCUUAGAAGAAAACUACGUCCAGGACAGUAAGAUGGGGUUUGUCAUCAACGCCAUCUACGCCAUGGCUCACGGGUUACAGAACAUGCACCAUGCCCUCUGCCCGGGCCACGUGGGCCUCUGUGAUGCCAUGAAGCCCAUCGACGGUAGCAAACUCCUGGACUUCCUCAUCAAGUCCACAUUCAUUGGUGUGUCUGGAGAAGAAGUGUGGUUUGAUGAGAAAGGGGAUGCUCCUGGAAGGUAUGAUAUCAUGAACCUGCAGUACACCGAAGCUAAUCGCUAUGACUAUGUACAUGUCGGAACCUGGCACGAAGGCGUGUUGAACAUCGAUGAUUACAAAAUCCAAAUGAACAAGAGUGGAAUGGUGCGGUCUGUGUGCAGUGAACCUUGCUUAAAGGGUCAAAUUAAGGUCAUACGGAAAGGAGAAGUGAGUUGCUGCUGGAUUUGCACAGCCUGCAAAGAGAAUGAAUACGUGCAAGAUGAAUUCACCUGCAAAGCCUGUGACUUAGGGUGGUGGCCCAGUGCAGAUUUAACAGGCUGUGAACCUAUUCCUGUGCGCUAUCUUGAGUGGAGCAACAUAGAAUCCAUCAUAGCCAUCGCCUUUUCCUGCCUGGGCAUACUUGUCACCUUAUUUGUUACUCUUAUCUUUGUGCUGUACCGGGACACACCAGUUGUCAAAUCCUCCAGUCGCGAGCUCUGCUACAUUAUCCUAGCUGGCAUCUUCCUCGGUUACGUGUGCCCUUUUACUCUCAUUGCCAAACCCACCACCACAUCCUGCUACCUCCAGCGCCUUCUGGUUGGCCUCUCCUCUGCCAUGUGCUACUCUGCUUUAGUGACCAAAACCAACCGAAUUGCACGCAUCCUAGCUGGCAGCAAGAAGAAGAUCUGCACCCGGAAGCCCAGGUUCAUGAGUGCCUGGGCCCAGGUGAUCAUCGCCUCAAUUCUGAUUAGCGUGCAGCUAACUCUGGUGGUAACCCUGAUCAUCAUGGAGCCCCCCAUGCCCAUUCUGUCCUACCCAAGUAUCAAGGAAGUCUACCUUAUCUGCAAUACCAGCAACCUGGGUGUGGUGGCCCCUCUGGGCUACAACGGACUCCUCAUCAUGAGCUGUACCUAUUAUGCCUUCAAGACCCGCAAUGUGCCCGCCAACUUCAAUGAGGCCAAAUAUAUUGCCUUCACCAUGUACACCACCUGCAUCAUCUGGCUGGCUUUUGUGCCCAUUUACUUUGGGAGCAACUACAAGAUCAUCACCACCUGCUUUGCAGUGAGCCUCAGUGUAACGGUGGCCCUGGGGUGCAUGUUCACUCCCAAGAUGUACAUCAUUAUUGCCAAGCCCGAGAGGAAUGUCCGCAGUGCCUUCACCACCUCUGACGUAGUCCGCAUGCAUGUUGGUGAUGGCAAGCUGCCCUGCCGCUCCAACACGUUCCUCAACAUUUUCCGAAGAAAGAAACCAGGUGCAGGGAAUGCCAAUUCUAAUGGCAAGUCUGUGUCAUGGUCUGAACCAGGUGGAAGACAGGUGCCCAAGGGACAGCACAUGUGGCACCGCCUCUCUGUGCACGUGAAGACCAAUGAGACGGCCUGCAACCAAACAGCCGUCAUCAAGCCCCUCACUAAAAGUUACCAGGGCUCUGGCAAGAGCCUGACCUUUUCCGAUACCAGCACCAAGACCCUUUACAACGUGGAGGAGGAGGAUGCCCAGCCGGUCGGCUUCAGCCCUCCCAACAGUCCUUCCAUGGUGGUGCACCGACGUGUGCCAACCGCGGUGAGCACCCCACCUCUGCCGCCCCACCUGACCACAGAGGAGACCCCCCUCUUCCUGGCCGACCCGGCCAUCCCCAAGGGCUUGCCCCCUCCCCUCCAGCAGCCACCGCCACCGCAGAAAUCCCUGAUGGACCAGCUACAGGGAGUGGUCAACAAUUUCAGCACCGGGAUCCCCGAUUUCAACGCGGUGCUCGCAGUCCCCGGGGGUCCGGGGAACGGGGUGCGCUCGCUGUACCCGCCCCCGGCGCCUCCGCAGCACCUGCAAAUGCUCCCGCUGCAGCUGAGCACCUUCGGGGAGGAGCCCGCCUCCCCGCUGGCAGAAGACGAGGAUGAGGACGACAGCGAGAGGUUUAAGCUCCUCCAGGAGUACUUGUACGAGCGGGAAGGGAACACCGAGGAAGACGAGCUGGAGGAGGAAGACGAGGACCUGCAGGCGGCCAGCAAACCCCUCCCCGAGGAUUCACCUGCUCUGACGCCUCCGUCGCCUUUCCGCGACUCGGUGGCCUCCGGCAGCUCGGUGCCCAGCUCCCCCGUGUCCGAGUCGGUGCUCUGCACCCCUCCCAACGUGACCUACGCCUCCGUCAUUCUGAGGGACUACAAGCAAAGCUCCUCCACCCUGUAGGGAGGAGGUGUCCGCGGGGACAGCAAGAAAAACCAGGGAGCACCAGCACCUCCGGAGAUGAGCCGACGGCUGGGAGGAGGAGAUGGGGGGAGGAGGGUGAAGUCAGCAGGCAAGGAGGAUAAUGCUGCUGCCGUAGGGAAGGCCAGAGGGAACUGUGCUCUGCAAGCGAAAAGGGAUCCAGGCGAGGAUCCCGAUUCUUGAAUUAUUCAAAAGCCUUCUCUGGGAAGAAAGGGAAUUCUGACAAAGCACAAUCCCAUAUGAUAAACAACUUUCACCACAUAAAUGAAUGAAUAAAUAAAUAAUAAGUCAAUAAAUAAAUCAAUCAACACGAAUAAUCUCCUCUUUUGGACAUUGUGCAUAGAUAGACAUGCCCACACACACUUGGCCAGCUUGAAAAGAGACAGCACAUGUGGACCAGCCAGGUGAAUCGUUAGUGGACAUCAUGGUGUUCGUGGUAUUCUUAGUGAGCAGGCUGGAGCCAGACAGAGCAGGUGGGUGAAGGAGGGGCAGGCGUGGAACCACCCAUGGGACGGCAGCUCAUUUUUCUCCAGCCCUUCUCCUUACUGAGCCCACAGACUCCUGGUCUUCAGGAGCCUCCCUUCACCCAUUGCACCUGACCCAGGGCCAGCCUUGUUGCGCUGGGAAAAAAGUGUAUGGAUACCCUACUGCUCUGUGAUUUCUCUCUAUUUAGGAAAACAGGAAUCAGAGCAAAAUCAUCACCAAAAAGUGCUUCAUCAGGAGUGCUAAGGGAGGAAGGAUUGAGAAGCAAGAGGACACAUAAGCAUGAGGCUUUGAACACAAUCAGCACAAAUAGCGUCCCAUAUUUGAUACUCGCUUAUUGGUGAUUUCGGAGAAAAGAUUAGAGCAAGCGAUUGUUUUGAGACUGGCAGAAGGUGUUUUGUGGAUUUUCUUGUGUUUGUGCCGAGGGGGCUCUUCUCUGCCCUUUAAUUAAAGAGAACAAACCAUGUGGCAAAAUUGUUACCUUACAUUUACUGUAGCAAAUAAUACUUACCAGUUGAACUUCUAAAAUGCAGUAUGUGUAUUUGGUGCCGUUGUUUCUCCUGUGUACUACAGACAGAAAUCCAUCUUCCAACUUAAGGGUGUACUCAAAGCAACUAUUGCUAGUUCAAUGACAAAUAACGUCCUUCCUAUUGUUAUCCUUCCUAUUGACAAAUAAUUCCUGUAACUUGUGAGUAAAUGUGUUCCUGUGUCUUUGUAUACUUGUGAUAAUAACAUUUGUGCACUGUAAUGUCAAUGUCACUGCAACUAGAAGUCGUCUUUCCAAUAUAGUAUAGAUAUUUCUUUGUUCCAACGAUGUUUUAGAUAUUGUCACCAAUAUCUGCAGAAGCUCUUUGAUGGUUUGAGUGCUGUGGUCCAAUGGUUUCCUUAUGCUGCUCAGAUGGUCCUCCCUCUUCUAAAAGGGAACUUAUUUUUCAGAUAUUUUAUGAUGUGGAUAUGUUAUAAUGAAGUGGCUUGAAAAUGUGUUGUAUUAAAAAUUCACAAAAACUGUGGGUUACAAUAAAAAAGUACAUUUUAUAAAUUUUCAGAUAUCAUUAUUAAAACAUAAGGUUGAAAUGACGGUAUUGAGAUGAUUUCAGGUCACUUUAGAUUUUUUUAAAGAGAUUUUCCACAGCGACUUGAGCUUUCAGUGUUUAGAAAGCAUAUGCUAACCUCUCUGUCUGGCAUAAUUUCCCCAGUUUUCUAUUUACCACUUUUUGCUUUCUUUUAAUUUUUAUUUCCAUGUACUUUUAUUCCUCUAUUUUUGCUGUCAUCCUUUUCUUUAUAUUUUUGUUGUGUACUGUAAUAACCACGUAUGUGUCAUCCAGUCAUUUCAUUUAUAUCCUCCUUUUUACACCCAAUAAAAGUGACUCUUGUUGCCAUUUUGAUUUCUUCUAUUAUUUGUGGAAUGGAUCUUACCCCUUUAAAUAUCUGUUUAUGCCUUAUGUGCAGUCAUAUUUUAAUAUGCUUCCUUCAUUUGGAAGCUGAUUUCUCAGCCAAAAAUCAUCUUAGAAUCUUUAAAUACCCGCCUCAUCGUUUGUUCAGAAUUUAACAUCAGCUCCGAUGUUUGAGGCUCAUGUUUCUCAUGCCUUCCCAUACUCCACUGCCAAGUUUAGUCGGUUCCAUAACAAGAAGGGACCGCCUUUCUUUUAAAAAAAUUAUUUUGUGACACCUUUGGUGUUAAUGACUGAACAAGGAUUUCAAUUCCAUGUUGAAAAAUGACUGAAACGAGGAUUUCAAUUCCAUGUUUUCACUGUAAUGAAGGAGAAUGAGGGAAUUAGAUGGUUCCCAUGCUUAAUAGAUGGUCUACUUCCUGGCAAACUAGCAAGUAAAAGCCUACUAUCUAUUAUUCGUGAAACAUGUUUUAUAUCUUAAUGCCACUAACAUAUGUCCUUGAUAUCACAGGACUUGUGCAUUCAGAUUUUUUUAAAAGUAAGUAUAAAUCAGGAAAACUGCUCUACUAUUCAAAUAAUGUAAGAUAUCGGUUUGUUCUGAGGUUUUAGUCUGAAACAUUUGGUGAACACAUUCAACACCAAUCACAUUAUUUCUCUGAAUGCCUAAUAUUAUCAUGAUUAAAUGUUUUCCUGAACACAAUGCAGUAUUAGCUCUUACAGCAUAAUUGUUCAAAAUUGGAAAUAUACACAGACAUACCUUAUACCAAAAAUGCAGAUACUUUUCAUCUUGAUGUACGUGCUUAUUCACAUUGUUUAGCUUCUUGUAAAAGUGUUUUCCUUUGGCUCGUUACUGCCUUUGUCAAAUAACCUUGAUAAUGCUGUAUAAUAAAUAUUUUCUAUUUAUUAAA
Neofelis nebulosa (Clouded leopard) is the source of this 6839-nucleotide messenger RNA. RefSeq names its product glutamate metabotropic receptor 1 (gene GRM1). The coding region runs from base 467 to 4039 and encodes 1190 amino acids. Gene Ontology annotation, biological process: regulation of synaptic transmission, glutamatergic; G protein-coupled glutamate receptor signaling pathway. Gene Ontology annotation, cellular component: postsynaptic density membrane. The transcript has 9 exons. Gene Ontology annotation, molecular function: G protein-coupled receptor activity involved in regulation of postsynaptic membrane potential; adenylate cyclase inhibiting G protein-coupled glutamate receptor activity. Lineage: Eukaryota; Metazoa; Chordata; Mammalia; Carnivora; Felidae. The record is from RefSeq and is a predicted model, not a curated record.